GCCACCCUUCUCUGAAACAACAAACAACCCCACUGCUUCCAAGACACAUGGCGGGGGCCGCGGUGCCCGUCCCGGUGUCGAGACAUGCCGCGGUGGUAGUCGUGCUCGUGCUCGCCGCGGCGCACGGUGCUCUCUGCGGCUCGAGCCACGUCGAGCUCGCCGCCGGUGUCGUCGCGCGCGGCGGCAAUGCGCCGUCCUUGCGGGCGCCCCGCGGGAACGUCACGGGCGCGGAUGGUGCCCUGGCGCCGGCGCCGUCGGGGUCGCUGGCAGGGUGCGGGUGCGGGCCGAGGCCGGCGCCGUGGCAGUUCCUGAACCAGAAGCUGGAGGCGCUGUGGCCGGUGAUCCAGGCGUUCAAGAAGACGAUCACGUGCGACCCGCUGGGCGUGACGGCGACGUGGGAGGGCCCCGACCUCUGCAGCAGCUACUUCAACGGCACCAAGUACAAGGGCUUCUACUGCGACUUCCCGCCGAGCGCGAACACCACGCUCACCGUGGCGUCCAUCGACUUCAACGGCUUCGGCCUGUGCGCGCCGUCGCUGGCCGGGUUCGUCGACCAGUUCCCGGAUCUGGCCCUGUUCCACGCCAACUCCAACAACUUCUCCGGCGACGUCCCGGACCUCACCCACCUGCCCUUCUUCUACGAGCUCGACCUCUCCAACAACAACUUCUCCGGCCCGUUCCCGGAUGCCGUGGUGCCCCUCGGCGGGCUCCUCUUCCUCGACCUCCGCUUCAACCGGUACGCCGGCGCGGUGCCGCCGCCGGUGUUCGCGCUCACCGUGGAGGCGCUGUUCCUCAACAACAACGGCUUCAACGGGCGCAUCCCGGACAGCUUCGGGAGCACAGGCGCCAAGUACCUGGUCGUGGCCAACAACCAGUUCACCGGCCCGAUCCCGCGGUCCAUCUACAACACCUCGGCGACGCUGUCGGAGGUGCUGUUCCUCAACAACCGGCUGUCGGGGUGCCUCCCCUACGAGAUCGGGCUGGUGGAGGGGCUGGCCGUGUUCGACGCCGGCGGCAACGAGAUCGCCGGCCCCAUCCCGCUGUCGUUCGGGUGCCUGCGCGACGUGGAGGAGCUGAACCUCGCCGGGAACCAACUGUACGGGCAGGUCCCCGACGUAGUGUGCCUGCUGGCCAAGACGGGGAAGCUCCGGAACCUGUCGCUGUCGGACAACUUCUUCCACUCGGUGGGGCACCACUGCAUGGAGCUGGUGCGCAGCCGGGUCCUGGACGUGCGCCGCAACUGCAUCCUGGGGUUCCCCGACCAGCGGCCGCCGCUCGAGUGCGCCGCCUUCUACGCCGACCCGUCCAAGCACUGCCCCUUCAUCCCGCACAUCCCCUGCGACCUGCCCGGCUACCACCAUCCGCCUGCCAAGGCCGCGCUGCCGGCGGCGGCGGCGCAUGGCCAUGGCCAUUCCCAACCCCAAGGCCAAGGUGGUGGGAACUGAUGGGUUCGAUUUGUCAGCACCGCUUUGCCGCUGUCAUGAUUAGAUUGCGUCGUGCGUGCGCCGCGCAGGGGAGAAAUAAGGCCACCGUUCUUCA
Messenger RNA from Panicum hallii, 1539 nucleotides. RefSeq lists its product as uncharacterized. The record is from RefSeq and is a predicted model, not a curated record. Lineage: Eukaryota; Viridiplantae; Streptophyta; Magnoliopsida; Poales; Poaceae. Gene Ontology annotation, molecular function: protein binding. The transcript has a single exon. Bases 48 to 1445 code for a protein of 465 amino acids.